Molecule: messenger RNA, 1704 nt
Organism: Arabidopsis thaliana (thale cress)
Lineage: Eukaryota; Viridiplantae; Streptophyta; Magnoliopsida; Brassicales; Brassicaceae
Gene: CYP71B5
Product: cytochrome p450 71b5
Exons: 2
Coding region: 61-1557 (498 amino acids)
Cellular component (GO): membrane
Molecular function (GO): monooxygenase activity; oxidoreductase activity, acting on paired donors, with incorporation or reduction of molecular oxygen; heme binding
Source: RefSeq, marked reviewed
ACUCUUCACUUCAAUCAAAGACAAGAAGAAAGUUAGCCAGAAAAAAAAACAGAUAAGAAAAUGUCUAUCUUUCUUUGUUUCCUCUUACUUCUUCCACUCUCUUUAAUCUUCUUGAAAAAGCUCUUACCGUCGAAAGGGAAGCUUCCUCCGGGACCUAAGGGUCUUCCGAUCAUCGGUAACUUGCACCAGUUUGGAAGAUUUCUUCACAAAUCUCUUCACAAAAUCUCCCAAGAAUAUGGACCGGUGAUGCUUCUCCAUUUCGGGGUGGUCCCUGUGAUAAUUGUCUCUUCCAAAGAAGGAGCUGAGGAAGUGCUCAAGACUCACGAUCUUGAGACUUGUAGCCGACCUAAGACGGUGGGGAGCGGGUUGUUUACUUACAACUUUAAAGAUAUUGGUUUUGCUCCGUAUGGUGAGAAUUGGCGAGAGAUGAGGAAAAUUGCGGUUUCCGAGCUCUUUAGCCAGAAGAAGCUCAAAUCUUUCAGGUAUAUUAGAGAGGACGAGAGCCAAUUGUUGGUCCGGAAGGUAUCAAAAUCUGCUCUUGAGACACCAACUUCAUCAGUUAAUUUGAGGAAGGUCAUUUUUACCUUCGCGGCAAGUAUCAUUUGUAGACUUUCUUUUGGACAAAAUUUUUGCGAUUUUGUCGAUAUGGAGACAGUGGAAGAGUUGGUGCUUGAAUCGGAGACCAACCUCGGCUCCCUGGCGUUUGCUGACUUCUUACCUGCAGGGUGGAUCAUAGAUCGGAUCUCCGGUCAGCAUUCCACGGUGAUGAAAGCCUUUUCCAAACUCACCAAUUUCUUUGAACUUGUGAUUGAUGAUCAUUUGAAGAGUGGGAAAAUCGAAGAUCACUCAGACAUCAUCAGUGUCAUGUUGGAUAUGAUCAACAAACCCACCGAAGUUGGUUCUUAUAAAGUCACCGAUGAUCAUCUCAAAGGACUUAUGUCGGAUGUGUUUUUGGCUGGAGUGAACGCGGGUUCCAUCACAAUGAUAUGGACGAUGACAGAGUUAAGUAGACAUCCGAGAGUGAUGAGAAAACUUCAAGAAGAGAUUCGAGCAGCGCUCGGACCCAACAAAGAGAAAAUCACAGAAGAAGACCUCGAGAAAGUUGAGUACUUGAAGAUGGUGAUCGAGGAAGCAUUCAGAUUACACCCACCGGCUCCUCUCUUACUCCCAAGACUAACAAUGUCCGACAUCAAUAUUCAAGGCUACAGCAUUCCAAAGAACACCAUGAUCCAAAUCAACACGUACACAAUUGGACGUGACCCCAAAAACUGGACAAAACCCGACGAGUUCAUCCCCGAGAGGUUUGUCGAUAACCCUAUCGAAUACAAGGGUCAACAUUUUGAGCUAUUGCCGUUUGGAGCCGGACGUAGGGUCUGUCCCGGGAUGGCCACGGGGAUCACCAUCGUCGAGCUUGGGCUUCUUAGCCUUCUUUACUUCUUCGAUUGGAGUUUGCCCAAUGGAAUGACCACUAAAGAUAUUGACAUGGAAGAAGACGGAGCUUUUGUCAUCGCCAAGAAAGUCUCUCUUGAGCUCGUACCAACUCUUCAUCGCUGGUGAAGCAUGCAACUAUAACUAUGUUAAAUAAUGACAAGAAUUCUAUAUUUAUGUCCACUUUACUACCGGUUUGGAUUUUGCUUUGUUCAUGUAAUCCGCAUGUUUCAUGUUAUCUUUCAAGUUCUGUUUUUAUGUUAUUGUCAAAAAAAA